Messenger RNA from Trichobilharzia szidati, 3255 nucleotides. Lineage: Eukaryota; Metazoa; Platyhelminthes; Trematoda; Strigeidida; Schistosomatidae. The record is from the annotation of a GenBank genome assembly.
AGAGUGAGAAUAGUUCUUGUAUAUAUAUUGUGAUGGACUUCGAGACGAAAAGAAGUGUCAGCCUACCGAAAGUAAUCGAUCAAAUGACUGAUAAAAGAAAAAAUGGGAAUAUUCAAAUCUACAGAGAGAUUUCUAAUAAUAAUAACAACAACGACAAGAUUGAAAUACACAGUUCUACAGACAGACAGUCGAGACCAGUUGACAUCAAAUCGGGGACUCAGGAGAAAUAUAUCAGCAGUCAGUCUCUAGGAGGUGAACGUAUAAUUACAGUAUCUACGAGAAAUUUAGAAGCGCCACGUAUCAGUCGUCAAAGUUCUGCACCAGAACGCGAAACUUCAUUAAAAUUUACUUCAAUCAAUACAAACAUUAUGCCAAUCACCUUGUCCUCCAGUCCAUCUCAUGAAACUACACAUGAGUUGCUUAGUCAUCAUGAAUCAAUUUCAAGUUCAGUCGAUAAAAACGAAGAUGUCAAACAACUGGAUCAAAAAGAUGUCGCUGAUACUGAGGAAAGAUUGGAAAGGAUACGUUCACAUUUAAAUUAUUUACACAAACAUGAGACUGAACACUUGAGAAUUCUGGAAGAUAUUAUCAAGUCGCUGGAGUGUAUCAGAAAUAAACGUUCAUCAAUUGAAGUCAAAGAAAUUCGCUCAUCCCUUCAUUCAAUCGAAACUAUACAGAAAAAAUUUAUUCAUGGAUUAAAAAAUUGUCUCCAAAAUGGUGAUGUCAAGUAUCCAUAUUUCACUGAUCCCUUUAAAUUACUGAUUGGUCGACAGAUAGAAAUAUCAAAUUACGUCAAUGGGAUUUCAAAAGUUUUGAAAAAUUCAAAGUGUGAAAAACUUGGUAGUUCGCCUACUUCAUUUAGACUCCAAGAACCAAUGACCUGGAUAACACAAACAGUUGAAAAUAUCAAAAGUUUAAUGCUACUUCUUCAUGAAGACUCACCACACUAUCCCGACCUACAAAGAAUAUGCAAGCGACUUUUGGAGGAAUCGUUGACUUCAAAUGAAAGUCAUGAAGAAGUUACCGCAAAUGAUUCUGAUCGUUUAAUUAUGUGCAGCUUAGUUGUAGAAUUGGAAAACAAAUCAAAUAACCGCAAAUUACGCUAUCUAUUUCUUUUCAAGGACGCGUUAGUCUGUGCUAAACCAAAACUACCUAACAGUAUCAGAAAAAAAUUACCUCUUGAUGACCCAGCACAGAGUGAAUCCCGAUUCAGGAGAAAAAGAUCUGGUUCUGGUCAGGAGCUUGAAAUCAAAUGGUUCAUAUACACAGAAGAUAUUAGUUUACUGACGAACUCAAGAUUUGGAAAUGACGACCGGGGACGAUUACAACAACAACGAAAUCUGGAUGAAUUAAAAGAUAUGGUCCGUAAUUUAAGACAGACAGUAAUUCACAACUCAGAGGAUAGGAGACCAUCCAAAAAUACAUCAAAAUUAACAAAUCUAAGUAAACUAGAAGGUAAACUUGUAUUGGAAACUCCUCAACUCAUAUUACCAAUUGCUGAUAAAAAUGGGCGUGUACACAAUAUUCUACUUUCAACAGAAAGAGAACGAGCACACUGGCGAACUGCCAUGGAACAACAAUCAGAAAAUAAAUCAUCUGUUAGAACUGAAUCUGUGGAUAAUGCUUUAGAAAAAGUCAAUACAGAAAACCCUCAAGCAUCUAAUCGAAAUCGUAAUCCAACUCUGACAGAAUUAAAUGAACGGUUAAAAAAAUAUGAGCACACGGUUACACUGAACAAAGCUGGUCUCGCUCUUCUGGGUAAUGAUGAACCGAUAACUGGCUUUGUAAAUGCUACAGUUCACGGAAUCGACGGACUAGAAGAAAAGAACAGCUACCAUGUUUGCAUUGAAGUCGACUCUUAUGGACAAUGUGAAGAAGUGGCUCGAACAAAAGUCUUACAACAAGCUAAUCCCCAAUGGGAACAGUCAUUUGAUUUAGAAGUCGAUGGAGCAUGGACAAUAUGUUUCACUUUGUAUAUUCAUCAGGAGAUUUUAGCAGAGUUAGAAGUUCCUUUGGAUUUGGAAACACUAAAACAAAAUUCAAUGACUGCCAUGAAGAUACUGACAAAUGAAAACCCUCCAAGAGAUCUAGUUUUUACAAUAUCCUUGAAAUACAUUGAUAAAAUAAAUCUGAAUAAAAAUCGGAGAUCUGAAAUUCCAGGGAAUCUAUUCGGCCGUCAUCUUACUGAGCUUAUAAAAGUUUCAAGUGACAGAAAUAAUCAAAAUAAUACCAUAAAACAUAAAUCUGAGGCAUUUAUACCGCGUUUAGUGACUGCUUGUGUCGAAGAGAUUGAACGUCGAGGUCUAUUAGAAGUUGGAGUCUACCGAAUAUGUGGUUCCAAUGAUGACGUCAAGGCUUUGAAAAAUGAAUUUGAUGAAAGUUGUACAUUAGCCAUCCAAAGACUGUCGUUAGUGCAGUUACCAGUGAUUACAAGUUUACUGAAACAAUUUUUUCAACAGUUACCAGAAAGCUUGAUCAACUUUUCAGCUACAAAAGCUUUAGUCCAAGCAGUGGAAAUCGAAGAUGAAUCCGUUCGUUACCAAGUCAUUCAUGAUAUUCUCUAUGACCUCCCAACCACAAAUCUGGAGACAUUUAAUUACCUAGCCCAUCAUUUAAUCACUGUAAGUCGUUAUAGAGAAGAGAAUAAAAUGAAUUUGGGCAAUCUUUCCCUCAUAUGGAGUAUGACAUUAUUUGAAUGUGCACAAGAUACACCACAAUCAGUUGCAUCAAUUGGAAAAGGAAACGCCAAUUCAACUUCUCAAUUUUCUAGUAUUCAAAUUCAAGCAGCUUAUGGCUUUCAACAGGCUAAAGCGUUAAAUUGUAUUUUAACUGCAAUGAAUUCCGGUAAACUAACCAUACCUCAUCAUGAUAAUGUAAUCAGACCAGAAUAUUCAUAAUGUAUGACAAAUUUGAGUGGCAUUUUUUUAGUUUCCAGAUUCAAAGAGUGAAUGUAAUUUCUUUUUUCUUUUUAUGCUCAUUUCGUUAUUCUCAAGAAUACGAAAACAAGGAAUAAUGUUAAUUUGACCAUUCUCUCUAUAUUUAUCACACAGAGUUUGAAGUAAUAUUUCUUAGUUAUCAGCAUUGUACUUCCAAAAAGAUAUUUUUCCAUGAAAAGAUGCAGUCACUUAUGUAAGAUAAAAUUUAUUUUGUACUUAUACAUUCCUUGUCCGCUCAAAUUUUCUCAAAAUAACUCUACUGUGAUUGAAUUUGUUAUGAAUUGAUUAUUAUCAAAAAGUAAUUCAAUGUUUACUGUGU